Molecule: messenger RNA, 1448 nt
Organism: Arachis ipaensis
Lineage: Eukaryota; Viridiplantae; Streptophyta; Magnoliopsida; Fabales; Fabaceae
Product: alpha/beta-Hydrolases superfamily protein
Biological process (GO): lipid metabolic process
Molecular function (GO): glycerophospholipid phospholipase A1 activity
Source: RefSeq, a predicted model, not a curated record
GAAAUCAAAGUGUUACCCCACAUAAACAUGACAUUCGUCCCUUUCUCUUCCCACCACACAUUCUCCCACUCCCCACCCAAACAAAAACUACUGCACACUCUCACUCUCACCCUCCCUCCUCUCACUACCAAUGGCAGAUUCCACAACAACCCCCACAUGGCACCAACUCUUGGGAAGCAACAACUGGGAGAAUCUCCUUGACCCCCUCCACCCUCACCUCCUCAACCUCAUCCUCCGCUGCGGCGACUUCAUCCAAGCCACCUAUGACGCCUUCAACAACGACAAAAACUCCCCCUACUGCGGCUCCAGCCGUUACGGGAAGCCCUCUUUCUUCAAGAAAGUCAUGUUUGAUGAUCUCGAAAGUUACACUGUCGCGUGCUUUCUGUACGGCACCGCGCGCGUGUCCGUCCCCGAAGCGCUUCUUCUGCACUCCCUUUCACGUGAGGCGUGGGACCGCGAGUCCAACUGGAUCGGGUACAUAGCUGUGACGACUGAUGAGGUCAGCAAGAAGUUGAACCGGCGUGAGAUCUAUGUUGUGUGGCGCGGCACCACCCGGGACUUUGAGUGGAUUGAUGUGUUUGGAGCUGCUCCUGAAUCUGCAACCGGCUUGUUGAAUGCUAAGAGUUUAAGAAACUUGGACAAAGCCAAAGACGGAGACGGCAGUAGCAGUAGCGACAGCGAGGAAGACGACGACGUCCCCAAAGUAAUGAAGGGUUGGCUAACAAUCUACACCUCCGAAGAUCCAAAAUCUCCAUUCACAAAACUAAGCGCAAGGACACAAGUCUUAACCAAAGUGAAAGCCUUGUUGAAACUCUACAAAGACGAGAACCCUAGCGUGGUCCUGGUAGGGCACAGCCUAGGUGCAUCCUUAUCCAUCGUGAGCGCUUUCGACCUCGUUGAAAACGGCAUCACCGACGUCCCCGUCGCCGCUUUCGUCUUUGGUUCACCCCAAAUUGGGAACAAGGCAUUCAACGAGAGAGUGAAGAGUUUCAAUAACUUGAGGGUUCUUCACGUGAGAAACGUGAUUGACGUAAUUCCUCAUUACCCAGGGAGGCUGCUAGGGUACGAAUAUACUGGCGUGGAGCUCGAGAUCGAUACGCGAAAAUCGCCGAAUCUGAAGGACUCGAAGAACCCUAGCGACUGGCAUAACCUGCAGGCAAUGCUGCAUGUGGUGGCGGGGUGGAAUGGGAAGCAUGGUGAGUUUAAGUUGAGAGUGAAGAGAAGCUUGGCUCUUGUGAACAAGUCUUGUGAGUUCUUGAAGGAUGAGUACCGCGUGCCUGGGUUAUGGUGGGUUGAGAAGAAUAAAGGGAUGGUGAAAAGGGACGAUGGUGAGUGGGUCCUGGAUGCCCCAGAAGAGGAGGACAUGCCUGUGCCUGAAGAUUAUGAUUGAAUGGGAAAAAGAAAGAGAGAUAAAAAAAAACUGAAGUGUAUGUACUAAUUUUGUUUUG